Molecule: messenger RNA, 1419 nt
Organism: Babesia microti strain RI
Lineage: Eukaryota; Apicomplexa; Aconoidasida; Piroplasmida; Babesiidae
Product: Probable GTP-binding protein EngB
Exons: 5
Coding region: 1-1419 (472 amino acids)
Molecular function (GO): GTP binding
Source: RefSeq, a predicted model, not a curated record
AUGAAUUGCCGAUGUAUGAUAAAACGUAGUUUUCCAAUAUAUUUUUUAAUUUUAACCCCCACAUUGAUCCAUUGCUAUACAAUUAGAAAGUCCCAAGUACCUAUAGUAAAAAGGGUGUACAAGGGCCCCGGUGCAAAAGUGGCCAAAAGACUCAAAAUACAGUAUGGUCUAAACUCUGAUUUUCAAGUCCGCAACCUGAGGAGGUAUCUCAAGAAGUACAAACGUGCGGAGGAGAGGAAAAUCAACUAUAAGAAUCUAAAACUAGAAUCUAAACGUUGUAUUACGGAUAAAAGUGUUGGUAAAGCUAAACAAAAAACGUCUGAAGGACUUAAGAGGCGUACAAAUGUGAUUCAAGAUAGCCCCUUUGGUAAAAUAACUAUCAAGGGUCAGUUAACCUCUCCAACUGGAAAAAUCAAAUCGCAUGAAAUAUCGCAAAAAAUUAACUCAUCUAAUAAGAAGUUAUCACUGUCUAAUAUCAGUUUGGACGUGGCAGGGGAGAUUCACAAUGGCACAGCCGCUGGCAUUAAAAUAGGAUCAUUUGACCAUUCUCAGAUAAAAAAUGUCCACUUUGUGGGCAGUUACUUCCAUACAAUGGAUUUACCUGCCUUGGGCCUCGCCGAGGUUUGUUUGGUAGGACCCAGCAAUGUUGGUAAAUCAUCCUUCAUCAACUCAAUGCUGAACUAUGCCAUUGGCACUAAUGAAACAAUUGCUUAUGUCAGUAAGACACCUGGAUAUACCAAGUCUAUCAACUUGUUCAAACUAACUGAUAGGAAGGGGAAUGGAAUAAUAACCUUAGUUGAUUUACCUGGUUAUGGGUACACGGCGCUAAAGGACCCAGUGAAACUUAAACAGAUGAGAAGUUUCUUAUCAGCAUACAUUAAGAGAAGGAAUGAAUUGAAACUGAUACUAUUUUUGGUGGAUUCAAAUGCGUUGACCAGUAACGAUGUAAAGGUGAAGGGGCUUUUGGAUAACUUAUCAUUGCCACACUUGACAAUAGCUACUAAGGUGGAUAAGAUACCACCUACAAAAAUACCAGGGAUGUUAAUUACUGUACGAAAGACUUUGAACAUAAUUUCACCAUUGCCUGUGUUGUAUUCCAAAUAUUUGCCCAGUAAUAUGUAUUCAAUAUGGAAAGCAGCUUCACUGGCUGCAGAUGACGCCUAUGAACAAUCAAAGAUUGGACUGUACGAUCACUUCCAAAACGCCCAGACUGAAGAUUCUAUGGACAUAUUCGUCAAAGAACAAUCAGGUGCCUCGCUUAAGGAGUUAAAACGCAUCAUUCUGAACAACUACAGCCUUCUGCCGGAGAGCUUGAGAGGAACUAGUCUUGAUAACAUGGAUAGGGAGGGCCUUUUGGGUCUGCUCAAAACAAUUACAUCAAAAGCAUCAACACUUCCCAUCAAAUCCAUUGUCUAUUGA